Molecule: messenger RNA, 2277 nt
Organism: Camarhynchus parvulus
Lineage: Eukaryota; Metazoa; Chordata; Aves; Passeriformes; Thraupidae
Product: putative Dol-P-Glc:Glc(2)Man(9)GlcNAc(2)-PP-Dol alpha-1,2-glucosyltransferase
Exons: 3
Coding region: 86-1504 (472 amino acids)
Biological process (GO): protein N-linked glycosylation; dolichol-linked oligosaccharide biosynthetic process
Cellular component (GO): endoplasmic reticulum
Molecular function (GO): dolichyl pyrophosphate Glc2Man9GlcNAc2 alpha-1,2-glucosyltransferase activity
Source: RefSeq, a predicted model, not a curated record
CCCCGCGUCCCUUCCCGCCCGGCCGGGUGCGGCCCCUCGCCCCUCCCCGGAAAGGCGGCGCCAUCGGGGCCGGCGCGGAGCCGGCAUGGAGCGUGCCGAGGCCUACGGCUUCUCGGGCGCUAUGAGCGGAGCCUUCCUGCUCUCCUGCCUGCUCUUCGCGGCCGUCAGCCGCCGGCAGCGCGGGCCCUACAUGGACGAGGUGUUCCACGUCCCGCAGGCGCAGGCCUAUUGCCACGGCCGCUUCCUGCAGUGGGACCCCAUGAUCACCACGCUGCCCGGCCUGUACCUGCUGUCGGUGGGAGUGGUGAAGCCCGCGGCGUGGCUCCUCGGCUGGACGGGAAGCGUGGUAUGCUCUGUGGGAAUGCUCAGGUUUAUCAAUCUCCUCUUCAGUGCUGGGAACUUCUACUUACUGUACUUGCUUCUGUUCAAGAUCCAUCAGAAGAAUAAGGCUGUGUCUGGUUUCCAGAGGAUCUUGUCUGCAUUAACUCUUGCAGCAUUUCCCACCCUUUAUUUUUUUACAUUCCUUUAUUAUACGGAUCCAGGAUCAGUAUUUUUUACUCUUUUUUCCUAUUUAAUGUGCCUUUAUGGUAACCAUAAAACUUCUGCUCUCCUUGGAUUUUGCGGCUUCAUGUUUCGUCAGACAAAUAUUGUGUGGACAGUUUUUUGUGCUGGAAAUGUUGUUGCAGAGAAGCUAAAUGAAGCCUGGAAGAUUGAGUUGCAGAAAAAGAAAGAUGAAAAGAUUUCUUCCAGGAAAGGAUCAUUUUCAGAUUUGACCAGAAUACUGCAGUUUCUUGUUGAAUAUCUCUUGUCACCCAAAAAUUUAGUUACACUUAUUGCUUUAACUUGGCCAUACAUCAUUUUAGUAUCCCUCUUCUUUGUUUUUGUCUUCAUCAAUGGUGGAAUAGUUGUUGGUGACAGAAGUAGUCAUGAAGCCUGUUUGCACUUUCCUCAGCUGUUCUAUUUUCUGUCCUUUACUGGUUUUUUUUCAUUUCCUCAUUUACUGACCCCCACUAAAAUCAGGAAAUUCCUGUUGUCAUUGAAAAAGCACCCUGUGCAGUAUAGUUUAGUCACUGUCAUCUCUUUAUUCCUGAUCUGGAAAUUUACCUAUGUCCAUAAGUAUUUACUAGCAGACAACAGACAUUAUACAUUUUAUGUCUGGAGAAAAGUGUUCCAAAGACACGAGCUUGUAAAAUACCUUUUAGUUCCUUUCUAUCUAUUUGCUGGCUGGAGUUUUGCUGAUACUCUAAAAUCAAAAUCAAUAUUCUGGAUCUUAAUGUAUUUUGUGUGUUUGUUAGCAGUCACAGUUCCUCAAAAAUUGCUAGAAUUUCGUUACUUUAUUUUGCCAUUCUUAAUAUAUAGGCUCAAUAUUCCAUUUCUGUCUCUAUAUAGACAACUUCUGGAGCUAGCUUUUUAUAUUUUAGUAAAUGCUGUAACUUUUUAUCUUUUUCUAAAUAGAACAUUCCAAUGGGAAAAUAGUGAUGAAGUACAGAGGUUUAUGUGGUGACUUUUUUUUUUUGAUACUUUUAUACCUAUAGGAAAACACAGUUCUGUUUCAGGACUGGACUCUGGAAUGAAACAGUAUGUUUUGCAUCAUGUAAGGACUAUUUUCCCUAGCUGGAAUUGGGAAGUAACCUCUUUGCUUAUAUUGUUGCAACCAAAUGCAAGAUCUGUUAUAAUGUGAAGAUACUCCAUAUAUUGAAUUUAUGAAAAUUUAAAAAUUCAGUAUGAGGGGAAAUGUGAGAACACCUUUCUGUAAUUAAUGUAAAAUAAGGGGGAUGUUUACUGUCAUUUUUCAUGAUAAUAAAAUAUUAUAUAACAUGCCCUUGAAGGUAAAAUAGUUUAUAAAUAUGUUUCAGAGGUUUCUGUUUUACAAAGGAAGGAUUUCAGUCUACUCAACCUUUUUGUUUAUUUAUCUGUGUUCAUAUUUAUUCCUCAGAUCAGGCCAUUUCCUUCUAGGUUUACUAGUGGUCAAAGUAUAAACCACUAUUAAAGUACAAUGUUUUCAAAGCCUCCUAUGUCUCACUGAAUUUUCAUUACUUUUUUUGUCAGUAAAUGCUUACAUUAGUUUUGUAAGAGAAUGGACUCUUAAACCACUAGAGUACUUUGAACACUUUAUUUCAAACUGAUAUUUAGAAAACACAGUGGAUGCUAUGUGUGUGCACCUCUUUUGGAGGAUUAAGUGUUACUGUACAAUAAAGCAUAAAUGGCAGUUGGUAAUGUGACCUGUUAGAAAGGGAGCAGUUUACAGAUGUCAGACUGCAACGUGCAGUGGAUUGC